GUGAAGUUGACUUCUGUGCGCUCUGAUUGCUCUCAUCACACAUUUCAGGUGGAAUAUGGAAUCCUAUUCAACCAAGUCAAACUCAUUUGCAGUGAAAGUGGGAAUUCCAGAACUUUUGAAUGGAAUAGGCAAUGGAGAGGAAUCUCACGUGGCCGACAAAGUGGCCAGAUUUCGUGACCAUGAGGGAAAUUUCGUACAUACUGAAAAGUAUGUGUUUGAUCCUGUGGAAGAAACAAGUAGCUCAGAAGAGAAGGGUAAGCAUAUUGCUAAGCAUGGAGAGGGUUAUAAUUCCAAGAAGAAAGGUGACAAGAAAGAUGAUGAAUAUGAAGAUAGUGAUGCUGAAUUGCUGAUGAGAAUGUUAUCCAGCCUGAUACUGAGUUUUACGAGAGAAAGAAGAAAGAGGGUGUUUGCAUGGACUUUGUUCACCAGGAGAUUACUGUUGAAGACAAUCUUAAGGCUCUCUGGGCUUUGCCAGAGUUUGAGUUUCUAGAUAACUAUACGGGUUCUCUCACCUUGAAGGACUUUCCUUAUACUCCUGGAGGUGUUGCCAAGUUUUUGAAGGAUAAUGACAUGCAGAAAAAUAACAUGAAGGAUGUAGUAUAUGGUUGAAUUGUGGUUAAGCUUAUAUCCUUAAAGCUUGUAGUACCUGAUAACGAUGCUAGUACCGAGAAUACCGACUCCGAUGUAGGAUUAGUUAGUGAGGCCGUGUUGAAUUGGUAUGCUCACCAAGCUAAGACAAUGUUGGUUGUCGCUCUUCAUGUUUUAACCAGGGAUCCUGGAAGCAAGCUAUAAGAUGGUACGACUCUUACACUGCAGCAAAAGGUGCAUACUUGACUGCUGCUAGGUUUGAGAAUGUUGUGAAACUUAUCAUAUCUUCUGGUGCUAUCAGCACUAUAUGCAAGCUGGUAACUGUUGGCUGCCUGAGAUCGGAAAGCAAAGUGUUGCAGUACCGGCUGAAAAGGUUGUCUUCCCCUGCUCUUGUUAGGGUAGCAAUUAACGCCAUACCGUACAGGCAGGUUCUGGAAUGGUUUCAACCUGAUGCUUUGGCUGCUUAUAGGAAGUUUGAUGAGGCAGGUUUAAUUAGUUGCCCAAAUUGCCUCGGGUCCAUUGGGUGCCUACUGUACUGGUGAGGUCGAUCCUUUUGUUGGUGACCAAUUCCUGAUGAUGUUAAGAUAGUUGAGCUUAAGCGAAUUGAAGCUCCUUAUGAUAGCAAUUAGCAAGACUCUGAAGCAAGCUUACAUAAUCCUUGAGGAGGUCGACUACCCUUUCGGUCAUUUGUAUCAAGGGAAGAAGGCUAUUACUACUAUGGACUCUGGUACGUGACGUGAGGUUCAGAGCACUUGUCAAGGCUUUUCGUUACAUGGAGACAGAACAGGCUGAAAAGAUCGAUUAAGCUGAAGAACAACGAUUUCACUAUUGCUGGUCUUAAGCCAGGUAAUGCCAAGUCUGCUCAGGUCCUAGGAAUCCAGGCUAUUUGGACUGGAUAUAGUUAAGAUUCUUGAAUGAUGCGUUUUGUUUUAGGCAAUAAUCCUUGAAUGAUGGUUGCUGCUAAUGCAUUUUGGCUGA
This is a messenger RNA of Rosa rugosa (rugosa rose), 1566 nucleotides long. RefSeq lists its product as uncharacterized. The transcript has 2 exons. Lineage: Eukaryota; Viridiplantae; Streptophyta; Magnoliopsida; Rosales; Rosaceae. The coding region runs from base 56 to 490 and encodes 144 amino acids. The record is from RefSeq and is a predicted model, not a curated record.